Messenger RNA from Monodelphis domestica (gray short-tailed opossum), 5732 nucleotides. RefSeq names its product ETS variant transcription factor 3. Gene Ontology annotation, cellular component: nucleus. Gene Ontology annotation, biological process: regulation of transcription by RNA polymerase II; cell differentiation. Gene Ontology annotation, molecular function: sequence-specific DNA binding; DNA-binding transcription factor activity, RNA polymerase II-specific. The record is from RefSeq and is a predicted model, not a curated record. Lineage: Eukaryota; Metazoa; Chordata; Mammalia; Didelphimorphia; Didelphidae.
CGUGCGUAACGUGCCCCCGCACCGUGACGCAUGGCACUCGGGCUGGGGCGGAAGCGCGAGGUUGGACGGCGAGGAAGAGGCGGAGUGUGGGCGGAAGUCGCUGUCUGCGGAGAAGAGAAAGGAAAGCGAGACGGGGCGGAGGUUAAGGAGGGGGUUGGAGGUGGAGGGGGUGCCCAGGGAAAGGGACUGUAGCAAAAGGCUGUGAAGGGAGGUGGGAGGGGCUUGCCUCCGCUCUCCGGCUUUCCUCCUCCCUUCUUUCCUGGCUAGGGGACGGAAGUGACGAACCCUCCAAGAAGGUCACUUCCUGCUGGGGUGGAUGAGGAGGAGCCGGAGACGCCGCCGAGGAGACGGGACCGAGACGGACCGCGGAGGAGUGAGUCAGCAGGAGGGAGAAAAUGAAAGCGGGCUGCAGCAUUGUGGAAAAGCCAGAAGGAGGUGGAGGCUACCAGUUCCCUGACUGGGCCUACAAAACGGAGUCAUCCCCAGGCUCCCGGCAGAUCCAGCUGUGGCAUUUCAUCUUGGAGCUACUUCAGAAAGAGGAGUUCCGCCAUGUCAUUGCCUGGCAGCAGGGAGAGUAUGGGGAGUUUGUCAUCAAGGACCCAGAUGAAGUGGCUCGUCUCUGGGGCCGAAGAAAAUGCAAACCCCAGAUGAACUAUGACAAGCUAAGCCGAGCCCUCAGAUACUAUUACAACAAGAGGAUCCUUCAUAAAACAAAAGGCAAAAGGUUUACCUAUAAGUUUAACUUCAACAAGCUGGUGAUGCCCAACUAUCCAUUCAUCAAUAUUCGGCCCAAUGGAGUAGUUCCUCAGAGUGCCCCUCCAGUGCCGACAGCCUCCUCACGGUUCCACUUUCCCCCUCUGGACAGCCAUUCUCCCACCAGUGACGUGCAGCCAGGCCGAUUCUCUACAAGCUCUCUAGCUACUUCUGGGCAAGAAUCUUUGAAUGAUGGCAGUGAACGAAAAGCAGAUAUUUCAGAGUUGGAGGACAGUUCCACUGACUGGCGCAGGGGUGUGGAUCUCAUGACUUCUCGGAAUUCAGUCACUAGUGGAGGAAUUAGCCACCAGAAGCGCAAGCCAGACAUCAUGCUCCCUCUUUUCACUAGGCCUGGGAUGUACCCUGACCCUCACAGUCCUUUUGCUGUUUCUCCACUGCCAGGCCGUGGAAGUGUCCUCAAUGUCCCCAUCUCACCAGCUCUGUCCCUUACUCCAACCCUCUUUUCCUACAGCCCAUCCCCAGGUCUAAGCCCCUUCACUGGUAGCAGCUGCUUCUCCUUUAACCCUGAUGAAAUGAAACACUACCUUCAUUCACAAGCCUGCUCAGUUUUAAACUACCAUCUAAGUCCCCGGACUUUUCCUCGUUAUCCUGGGCUCAUGGUCCCACCCCUGCAGUGCCAAAUGCAUCCAGAGGAGCCAGCCCAAUUUCCCAUUAAGCUCCAGCCACCACCAGCUGGGCGGAAGAACCGAGAAAGAGUAGAGAGCAACGAAGAGUCAGCAGUUACUGUCACUCCAUCCAUGCCCCCUACCCCACCAAGGAUCAAGGUGGAACAACAAACUGCAGACAGAGAGCCUGAGAACCACGAGCAUCCACUAAGAGAAAAGGAAGAGCAUCAGCGAGAGGAGCGCUCUGUGCCCAGUGGGACCAUAGAUGAGGAGGGUGCCUUCUUUGCACGCCCUGCUGUACCCCCAGUCUGGCCCUUGGUCCCCCUCAGCAGUCCAGGUGAAGAGACCCCAGAGUUGAGUGAAGGUUGUGAGGACAGGCCUGGUAAGGAUGCCCUGGCAGUAGUUGAGCCCAAUGCCCCUGAAAAGAAAGAGGAUGCCUUGAUGCCCCCAAAGCUUCGGCUGAAGCGAAGAUGGAAUGGUGAUAGGGAAGCCAGAGAGCUGAGUGAGAGUGGCAAGAUUCAUUGGAAUCUUUCUGGAUCUCCACCCCUCAUUGCUGGACCCAGGGGGGUGGCCACAGCGGCUGCUGCUGAUGCUUAGUAUUGAAAAUUAAUUGGGAGCUGUUUAUACUAUAAUUGAAAACAUGUAUUUAUGUAGCAAGGUUGCAGAGUGGGGGGUGGGGAGGGAGGGAGGGAGGGAAUUAAGCUGGUUUGAUCAUUCUAGGGAAUAGACUUCUUGUAUUUUUAUGUUUUGGGGUAGGGGAGGGGUAUCUUUUCGUUGUAAAUUAGCAGGAUGUGAAAAGCUAAGUUGGGGUUUGGGUUGGGGAGGGUUAAAUGGGGGAGGGAGAGGGAGCCUCUGUCCCCUGGUUAGACUUGGACUUUUGACAAGGAAACUCCCAAAAGACCAAGACACCUUGGUCAUGUUGAUAGUGACUAUUGCGGAUCCCAAACAACUUUGUUUUCUAUUGUAUUUAUAUAGAGAAGUCAUUAAUGAAUUUUCCUCUUUUUGUAUAGAGGAAAACAUACAGAAGGGGGUUGUGGGUGGGAACAAUGAGACCAUUAAUUCUUGCGAUUUAGCCUGGAAAAACUUUUUUCCAUUUUUAAUUAUUUCAAGGGAGGGACAAGAAAUCUCAGUCUUAUUUGGGAGUCAGGUGUGAAUUUUUUUCCUUUUUUAAACAAAGUUUUCAGGAAACCCUGAAAAGUGAAGCCAGAUUAGAGCAGGGCAGAGGGGGCAACAGCAGCAGCUAUGUGAUUGUCAGGAAGCUCUGCCCUCUGGAAGGGCUGCUAGUUUCUUUAGGACUUUUCACCUACUCUACCUAUUAAAGAAGCCAUGAGGAGUUGUAAACUCUCUUUCAGGGAAGAAAGAAGAGGGCAGGAGGAAAGUAACCUGAUGCCUUUAAGAAACAAAAGACAAGAAUUACCCUCAUUUUCCUUUCUAGUUGUGAUUUGAGGGAGUUAAAUCAAAGUAUGAUUGUGAGUUCAACUAGAAGCAUGAUAGCAUUAUUGAAAAUGUCUUUCCAUCAUAUCUGGUUCUCUUAAUAUUUUCUUAAGUCAAGCCUUAACUAUUAAUACACUUUAUAAGAUACGGGUCUGUCAGCACAACCUGUAGAAGGGCACAGACAACUUUUCAAAUAACCCAGGAAUGUUGGGACUUGGUUAGGUUUUCCAGUUGGCAAGUGAGGAUUUAGUUCCUCCUCUCUAUCCUUCCACCCCAAUCUUUGAUAUUUUAUUGGGGUUGGGAGUAGCAGGGUGGUGAGUAGAAUGAUGAGAAGCAAGGACAGAGCUAAAAUUAUCUUCUAAAAUGUAGAAAGUUGACACGGGUGUGAGUAGAUAUGUGGUGAGACUAGAGGAGGUGGAGAGACAGUAAGAAACAUAGAGGGCAAGUAGAAUAAAAGGCCUGGUAGUGAUAAGAAAGUUUCUGUCCCAGUAUAACUAUAAAAUAUUUGCCAUAUGCCCAUUACCCAGGGUAGUUCUGGUUCUCAUUGUGAUUCAUUGAUUAGCCUAGCCUAUAUUCCAAAUUCCAGUGAGAAGUAUGGUAUGUUGGGUUUUGUUGUUUUUGUUUUUGUUUUCACACACACACACACUGGAGAAUAUUUUCAGUGGCUCCUCCAAAGAAAUAAGUCCAUACCCUGCUAAGCCAGGAAAAUGAGGCCUGGAGCAGGAAGCAAAGCAGAUGACUGGAAGGGGAAAUUUAGUAGCUGUGUCGAUUAACUAAAAUUCUACUACUAUGAGAUCAGAAAAACUUGGGACAGAGUUACAGAAAUGGUUAAAGAAGAUGGCAAUAGGGGUCUGAGAAGCCCAGUUCCACACCACUCUUAGCUGUAUAUAGUAUGAUGAUGUGUUUAAGGGUUUUUUUUCUUUUUUAAAAAACCUUUUUAUUAGAGAGUAGCAAAUAUGAGAGGCCAAGAAAAGGGUUGGAGCAAGUGGGUGUGUGGAUUUUAAGAUUUCCAGAAGUGGCUUAGAUUAAUGUCAGCAUCUUGAUUCAUCUCCCAGUGAGCCAUCUUGAUUUUAUAUGCACCCAGAUAACUGAAUCAAGAUCAGUAAGUGACUUGAACUUUCCCACUCCUCAGGAAGGAGCCUUGAUCAAAGAGGCCCUGGCCAGGCUGCAAGGGGACCCUUGUUCUUGGCAAUGACAUCCCAUAGGUUGCCUUUGGUACCUUUUGUGGGUUUUUUCUUCUCUUAGCACCUUGACUUACCUCUGAAUUUGGAAAGCAUGCUUAGGACUAGGGAAAGGGGGCAAAAUAUUGGAGGCUGUCUGGCCAUCCCCCUUUCCCAUAUCCACAUCCCCGAGAGAGGGCCACCAGGUGUCGGUAUGAACUCAGGAAUAGAUAACACGAGGCCUUUUAAAAAAAAUCCAUAAUGCAUAUCUUUAACCCCCUAGAACCCAAGUGCCAGAAUUCCUAGAUGCUGCUUCUGUUUCAACAAAAAUUCACUGAUUUCACACUUGAAAAACACACUCAAAAAAAAAUGUUCAACUCCAUGAAAAUUGUUGUUUGGCUUUAUAAAUAUGUUUGGUGUUUAAUCUGUUUUCUAUGAUCACCAUUCCGCUGGUUAGUUUCUUGAUUGCACUGCGUGCUGGGAUUAGGAAGGUCCCUUUUUCAGAGCCAAACUUGGGCUUACUCAGGUUGUCAGGCAAUGCUGAAGUCACUGAUGUUAGAAGUGGUCCUCAGGAAGGUGGUGUUUGGUGCUAGGGCUGGAGGGGACUUUGAACCUCCUUUUCCUAACCUCUUUGCAGCACUUCAGCCCUAACCUGUUAUAAGCCGGACUCCUCCCAGCCAGGGAUGUGACAUCAAUGUCUAGCAGCAGCAGGUGGAGGAGGGAGAAAUGAAAACAAGGGUGUUUUUUGUUUGUUUGUUACUUUAUAAUUUUUUCCAAAUUCCAUUGUGCCAAAUGUUUAAACUUUGACAAGUUUAAAUCUGUUGACAUUUCAACAUCCACCUGUAUUAACAAAUCAAGAGUAUGUUCUUGUGAGCAAUUGGCUUUUAUAGCCUUAGGAAAAAACCUGUAGAGAAGAGACUUAAUGGCAUCCAUCCUCAUAAAAUAGCUCACUGUUUUUUGGUUGUUGUUAAGAGGGUUAGGGGUGAAAUAUAGAUACUUCACCAAGGCCCACUCCGCCCUCAUCUCCAUCCUAUUAACACACAGAGUUACCAUACCUUAGUUUCAUCUUCAGUGGGCCAAGAAAAACCUAAGAAGCAUUAACAAAAACCAUAGCCAAGGUUUCACUUCUCACCCGGCAGGUGGAGUCCAAUGGCUGGUUAUCCCUUUUUUUUAUUUAUUCCAUAAUGGCUUUUCUUGUUUUGUUCUGUUCUUUUUAUAAGCAAGAAUAACUUUAACUUUUGUCUUACCAAUUCUACAUAGUGUUUAUUUUGAUUUUUAUCUUUUUGGUUUAAAAAGAAAACAUUUUAAUCUGAUUGUUUUAAAAACUGUUCUGGUUUUAGUUUCUUUUUUGAAAAAAAAGAAAACUACCAAUUGAAAAUUGUUUUGACCUUUAGGUAUAUUCUUUUAAGUUGAUUAGAAUUGUGAUGCAGGGAUUUGUGAAUGGGAUGUUCACUUUCGGAAGGUGACUUGGUUAGGUGUAUCCACUUAAGCAGAAUAAAUUGUGUAUAUGUACAUAAAAAUGUAAGUAAUCUUAACUCCAUUGUGCAGUGCCUUUUAGAUGUUCCACUUUCUAUAAAGUCUUCAAAAUUUUGCAUAUAUAUAUUAUAUAUAUAUGAUGUAAUGUUAUAGAAAUAUAUGUAUAAUAUACAUAUUUUUUUCCAGGGGUAUCUGAUAGCUCUGUAUUUUGUUAUGGAAGUUGAAAGAAAAAAGUAUUUUACCUCAGAAAUUAAAAAGUUAAAUAAAAUACUUUUAAAUAAUG